AUGAUAGGCGCUCUUCGAGGCGUUCGUCAAGGCUGCUUGGGCGCAACAGCGGCGGCGGCUGCAGGUUCGGCAUGCGGUGGCGUCAAUCAGCUCGGAGGUAGCUUCGCCAACGGCAAACCGCUGCCUUUCCACGUGCGCCUUCGAAUUCUCGAGCUGGCCCUCUUCGGCUACAGACCCUGUGACAUUUCCCGCCAGCUUCUCGUCUCUCACGGCUGUGUCUCCAAGAUACUGGCAAGGUUCACCGAGACUGGCUCGAUCCUGCCGGGCGCCAUCGGUGGCAGCAAGCCCAGAGUGUCAACACCAUUGGUGAUUCGCAAGAUUCGCGAGUACAAGCAAGAAAAUGGUGCCCUCUUUGCGUGGGAGAUCCGAGAACGGCUGCUGUUCGACGGAGUCUGCCCACGGGAUUCUUUGCCAAGCAUAUCAUCAAUCAACAGGAUCUUACGCCGUACUCUAGGAAGAUCAAAGCCACAGAGGCACAGCGCAGAUGGCCAGUCCGACACUGAGCACCAUCUGCCCAUGUCCAUUGGACUCCGUGCUCAAAAGAGAACCUUCUUCAUAAAAGAUAUCCUAGACCGGCACACAUAA
Ixodes scapularis (black-legged tick) is the source of this 585-nucleotide messenger RNA. Its product is annotated as paired box protein Pax-1-like. Gene Ontology annotation, biological process: anatomical structure development; regulation of transcription by RNA polymerase II. Bases 1 to 585 code for a protein of 194 amino acids. The record is from RefSeq and is a predicted model, not a curated record. Gene Ontology annotation, molecular function: RNA polymerase II cis-regulatory region sequence-specific DNA binding; DNA-binding transcription factor activity, RNA polymerase II-specific. The transcript has 3 exons. Lineage: Eukaryota; Metazoa; Arthropoda; Arachnida; Ixodida; Ixodidae.